Messenger RNA from Cyanistes caeruleus (blue tit), 3394 nucleotides. Lineage: Eukaryota; Metazoa; Chordata; Aves; Passeriformes; Paridae. The record is from RefSeq and is a predicted model, not a curated record.
GAGGGUCGGGCUUGGGCCCGGCACGGUGCCUAGAUAGCGAGCAUACCAGAUGUCAUAUCACUGCAAGAAUUUUUUUUUAGCUGAAGAAACGAUGAGCCUCCCCCAUGUUUUUAGUCAGUAGCUGGUGGUUUUCAUAGUCGGCUUUUUAUAGCAAAAUUAUCUCACAUUUGGAUGGUGAUAUAGAUAUUUGUGGUUAGCAUGCAGAAUUUUCUUGCAGAACCGUAACCUAGGUAGCUCAGUUAUAGCUCAGUACAUCCUUCAAGUGGGCUGUCUUGUGAGGAGAGUUCUCAGAUUUUGGUUUACAAGGAUGUCCAUGAGCCAUGAAUCAGUCUGACGUAAUGCCAAGUAUUCCUGAAGUGUCAGUUCUUGCUCUCCUGUAGGAUCAGACACGUUCUUGAUUUGGCUUUUGUUCUAUGCCAUCACCUCCCUCUCUGUAAGAUGGGUCUUCAGGUUUGAUAAAGAGCAGGUUAACACUGCCCAGCCUCUGACGAUAGACAGCAAGCUAAAGUGCACUUAUGUUGUCUGCUUAUUUGUCAAGUACUAGUGUUCUUUUGGUUGAUUCACUUUCUGCAAAUCUUUGUCUUUUUUCUUAAUGUCAAUCCAUGUAUUUGUAUCUUUCUGCUCGUGUGUGCAGUGCUGUUGCUUAAAGAAGUUCAGUGUUUUAAUUUCUCCAUUGCUGACUGACAGCUUUAACUUCUGACCUGCAUUGCACAGCUUUAUGUCGUGUUUGCUCCAUGAAGAGUGCCCUAUUUAAUCAUAAAUCUGCCUUUUCUCUUGGGAAGCAGAGAUCCAGGAUCCUGAUCCAGUAUAGCUGAAGUGUUGUUCCACAUACUCAGCAUGCAUAACUCUGUUUUUAUUUUUCUUCCUUAGAUGAUGAAAGUCACACAGAAUUAAAGCUUCAGCAUGAGCAAGAUAAAUCAAACUCCCUUCCCAUUCCUUCGGUUUCCAAGCGGAUUGUGCUUGGUGAUUCUGUGUGUAACGUGACAGGCUCGACUGACCAUGGAGGCAGCAUGGCAGAGCUCAGAGGGGACAAGGACUUGUUUGGUAAAGCCCCAGAGCUGGUCACCGAGGGGACAGGCGAGCUCCGUCACCGUCACAGAGGAGAGCUGCCCUCUGAGGCUGCACCACGGCCACCAAGACACGGCUUGGAGCAGUAUCUGUCCAGGUUUGAUGAAGCUCUGAAGCUGAGGAACCAGCUGAUGAGUGAGAAGCCAAGCCAAGAGAAUGGGAAUGCGGCAGAGGAGUUUGACUCUUUCCGCAUUUUCAGAUUGGUGGGAUGUGCUCUGCUUGCCAUCGGGGUCAGGGCUUUUGUGUGCAAGUACCUGUCAAUAUUUGCACCAUUUCUUACUCUACAACUUGCUUACAUGGGACUGUCCAAGUACUUUCCAAAGUGUGAGAAGAAGGUGAAAACGACAGUACUGACUGCUGCUCUUCUCCUGUCUGGAAUCCCUGCAGAAGUGAUCAGUCGUUCCAUGGACACCUAUAGCAAAAUGGGAGAUGUUUUCACAGACCUUUGUGUCUAUUUCUUUACUUUUAUUUUUUGCCAUGAACUUACUUUGUUUUUUGGCUCUGAAGUACCGUGAUGGCUGUAGAAUUCCACACAGUAGCUACACUAAAACUUUCUGGACUGUGUUCUUUUUAACAUCUGACUGUGCAGGCAGGUCUAAACCUUCAUUAAAAUUCUUACCUGUUGGAAUGCUUGAAAGGGGUCUUAAUGCAGUAAUUUUGGAAAAGGAAGAGCAGGGUCCCUGACUGCCAGUUGUGUUGGUUCAGUUUAUUUAAAUACUGUGUCUGCGUAUUACAAAUGUGAAGGCUAGGAUGCAAGUGUCAGUCGAUGAUUUAUUUGCUUGAGUUAGAUGAUGCCCUUCUCAGCCUCUUUCAUAAACAUUUACAAAGCUGCCUUUGUUCUUUUCAGUGAGAAUAAGAAGAGAAAUCCCUUCAGUAGAACCAUAUAUAUGUGUAUAUCCUGUAUGAUUAUAGCUAACAAGACCUGCUCAUUUUGUGGUGGUUCCAUUUUUUAAAGAAAGCUCUAAAGAAAAGAAAUCCCUGUAUUCUCUUCAAAUGUUCAAGUUCUGAACGUUGAACCAAGCAGCUGCUUCUGGAGAAUGUUGGUGAAACUUGCCACUUUGUUGUCCUUAUCCUUGCCUUGCUAUACAUUACUUGUUGUGAUUGUAAUUAAUUUAAUUUGAUGAUUAUUGUGGAAAAGAGCUAAGCAAAAACAACACGAAGGUCUUGGUGUUUAUAAAAGUCAUUAAUCAAAAAGUAAGAAGAAAGAGAACUAAUCACAUCUCUUUUUGAGUUUCCAGCAACCUAAUUGUAAUGCAGCUCACUCACACCUGCUUUCUGAUAACUUUUUUGUUAACAGUUCAUCUCAUGAAAAAUUUUAUAUAUUGGCACCCAAUCUGCGGUAUCAAAUCUUUGCUCUAGUGUUUGUAAAACUUAAAAGGGAAACAGUUUUGUUUUCAAUCUCUUAUGAAUUUUGCACAGUGAGAGGAAGGGUCAUUCCAAAUAGUCAGUUUAAAUGUUGAUAAUUUCUGAAAAUCUCUAUUGAAGCUAAAUUUGGUAGUGUUUUCAGCUUGUAGUUUUCUGUUUAAAAUCUGGACUUUCAGGUAGUAUAGGCUGAUGCCUAUUUUUAGCAUGGUAAAUGACAUAAUUAACUUGGUAUUUACCUGCAGAGGGUUUUUUAGGGAGCAGAUGUGUUUGAUUGUACCUCUCUAAAUGGCCCAGCUUUCAGCUGAUUAUUCUCUGCUAAUGCAUCCUUCUGUAAUUUUAGUGAUGCCUUUCUGACUUUUAAAUUAGAUACAUGUUUGUGCCCUGAAUACAAGAACCGUAUGUUUUUGUUGAUUUGACCAUUUUCAUGGGGUUUUUUAAACUGGUUAUGUUACAGUAAGUAUUAUAUUGCAGAUGUACAGGGUUGGGCUGCAGAAAAUUCUGACUUGGUUCUGUUAGCACUGAUAUUGAUUUAGCAGCUUUAAAUUUAUUUCUAUUAGAUAGUAAUUAGAGAAAAAUUAAAUUACAGUAAUUUAAGGUUGCGAUAUGUAAAUAAUGAGUUUACUCAAAAAUUACUUGUUCUUAUUCUGUAUUUAUAUGUCCAAAUGCAAUACAAAUACAUUGGAAAAAUCCCUAUACCAGUACCUGCAAAAAGAAAUGGAUUUUUAAUCCUCACCAUAAAAACUUUAAUCGGGUAAAUACUCUUGCAUGGGCAGAGUACCAGGAGGUGCUUGUGUGUAAUUAAGAAAUCUGGAUGAAGAAACGGCGAUCAAGAAACGACCUUUGACCAAGAAAUCAAACUCUUUUAUUCCGUUUUUACCUUGCCUCUGUUGGUGUACAUAGUUCUAUUUAAUGUUUAUUGCCAGACCGAUUGUUUUCUAUUAAAAGCCUCUUUGUUACCCGC